ACGUUCGGUUUGACCAACAUGCUGCAGUGCAAGCUCGGCUAUAUCUUGUCUGAACGCGCGCGCUGAGCUCAGCCCACACCUUUGCCCCGGUUGACCUCUUCCCUGCGCUGGGGAAGAAGCAGCUGGGUUGGUGGUGUAAGGUUCGGCGAACAUAUACACCAAGGCCGUGGCCGUCGUCUUCCCGUCUAGUUUGCCUUGCGACUUUUUGCGAGAGAGAAGAGGAGAGAGAGGAGAGGUUCUAGCGAGAGAGAAAGCGCGCGUGCGGCUGCGGACAAAGAGAGCGGCGGCGCUCUACUUGCUCCGACGUACGUGCUCCCAGGCGAGGCUGCGGACAGUCAGCUAGAAGGCCGGCGGCGGUCUUCACCGUGGAUACAAUGGACGCCGCGACGCGGCGGCGGGUGCUGCUGCUCCUGCUGGUGGUGGCCAGCAGCGUGCCGGCGGGGCUCUGCCUGACCAACGCGCAGGAUGCUUCGGCGCUCCGGGCGGUGAUGAGCCAGUGGAGCAACUACCCGUCGACCUGGACGACGUCCGGCGACCCCUGCGACGGAAGCUGGGACGGGAUCCAGUGCAGCAACAACGGGAGGAUCACGUCGCUGAGGAUAUCCAGCCUCAGCGUUCAGGGCACGCUGAGCAGCAGCGUCGGACAGCUCAGCGAGCUCAUCUUCCUGGAUCUUUCCUUCAACACUGGUCUCAGCGGUCCGUUGCCUACUUCGAUCGGGAACCUUGUGAAGCUCACGACACUGAUCGUGGCUGGUUGCAGCUUCAGUGGAAGCAUUCCGAAAGAACUAGGCAACCUGCAGAAGCUGUCUUUCCUUGCACUGAAUUCAAACAAGUUUACGGGCACAAUACCGCCUCAAAUUGGUCUACUCUCAACCCUCCUGUGGCUAGACUUGGCAGAUAAUCUGCUCACAGGAUCUGUGCCUAUCUCAGAUGGAAAGACAGGGGGCACUCCUGGCCUUGACAUGCUUAGCAUCACAGAGCACUUUCAUUUCAACAAGAACCAGCUAUCUGGAUCGCUUACAGGUCUCUUCAACUCUAAUAUGUCUCUCAUACACAUAUUGUUCGAUAGCAAUCAGUUCACAGGCCCAAUUCCGCCUGAGGUUGGAAGCAUUGUCAAGCUCAAAGUACUUCGAUUGGACAGGAACGGGUUGGCGGGACCAGUUCCUAACAUGACCAACUUGGUCAAUCUAAAUGAGCUGAACUUGGCAAACAACAAGCUAACAGGAUCACUACCAGAUCUCAGCAGCAUGAACCUGUUAAAUGUUGUGGAUUUGAGCAACAACACAUUUAAUUCUUCGGAAUCCCCAAACUGGUUCACAACUCUAACAAGUCUUACUUCAGUAACGGUAUCUAAUGGAGGACUCACUGGUGACGUUCCCAAUGCACUCUUCGCAUUGCCCCAGCUGCAGGAAGUUGUACUGAGCAAAAACCAGCUCAGCGGGAAACUUGAUAUGUCAGGCAACAUCAGCCAAAAGCUGCAAUCUGUUGAUCUCAGUACAAACAACAUAGGGUCUACCGAGGGCACCCAAAACUACAAAAAGGAACUUGUGCUUGUCAACAAUCCGGCGUGCCUCGAUGAUUCUAUAUCCACUGGCCCGUUCUGCAUCAUCCAGCCACGGAACGUGAUACCAUACAGAACUAGCAUGAACAGAUGUGCCUCCGCAAAUUCGUGCCCUAGUAAUCAGAAUCAGAACCCCAUAACCUGUGGCUGCGCCUAUGCGUACAGUGGCAAGAUGGUCUUCAGAGCUCCGCUUUUCAAGGAUGUGACGGACAAUGAUGCGUUUCAGCAAUUGGAAACGAGCAUCUCAAAGGAUUCCAACAUGCGUGUCAGUGCAGUUUAUCUGUACGAUGUCCACUUCAACAACGACAGCUACCUCCAAGUUCAACUGGAGCUAUUCCCGCCGUCUGGGACAACCUUCAACAAGAGUCAAGUGAGCUUCAUCGGGUCUCUUUUCAGCAACCAGAUCUACAAGCCACCGUCAAAGUUUGGGCCUUAUUUCUUCAUUGGAGAUAAAUAUCUCCCCUUUUCAGCUUCUGGUGGCAAAAAUUCAAAGUUCAGUACAGGUGCUGUAGCUGGAAUUGCAGCAGGCGGUGGGGUUCUUGUGAUUGCCCUCAUUUUGGUGGGAUUAUUUGCUUUGCGGCAAAAGAGAAGGAACCGGGAACUAAAAGUACAAGCCAACCCUUUUGCUUCCUGGGGCACUAUGCAGAAAGACAGUGGAGGAGCUCCACAGCUGAAGGGAGCGAGGUUCUUCUCCUUCGAGGAGCUGAAAAGCUGCACCGAGAAUUUCUCAGAUAGCUAUGAGAUAGGUGCAGGAGGCUAUGGGAAGGUGUACAAGGGAACACUGGUGGAUGGAAUACGGGUGGCGAUAAAGCGGGCGCAGUCCGGGUCGAUGCAGGGCGCGCCGGAGUUCAAGAACGAGAUCGAACUGCUGUCCCGGGUUCACCACAGGAACCUGGUGAGCCUGAUCGGCUUCUGCUUUGAGCAAGGGGAGCAGAUGCUGGUGUACGAGUUUGUCGCCGGUGGGACGUUGAGAGAGAACCUUGUUGUGAGAGGGUCUUACCUUGAUUGGAAGAAGAGGCUGAGGAUCACUCUCGGCUCGGCGAGGGGGCUGGCGUACCUACAUGAGCUCGCCGAUCCGCCGAUCAUCCACCGGGACAUCAAGUCCACCAAUAUCCUCCUCGACGAGAACCUCAAGGCGAAGGUCGCCGACUUUGGCCUCUCCAAGCUCCUCGCCGACACCGAGAAGGGCCACGUCUCCACCCAAGUGAAAGGAACACUGGGUUACUUGGAUCCGGAGUACUACAUGACGCAGCAACUGUCGGAGAAGAGCGACGUGUACAGCUUCGGCGUGGUGAUGCUGGAGAUGGUGAGCGGGAGACAGCCGAUCGAGAAGGGGAAGUACAUCGUGCGGGAGGUGAGGCAGGUCCUCGACCCGGCCGACCGCGAGUACUAUGGCCUGCGCGCCAUCGUCGACCCGGCGAUCCGGGACGCCGCUCGGACCGCCGGGUUCAGGCGGUACGUGCAGCUGGCGAUGCAGUGCGUGGACGAGGCCGCGGCGGCGCGGCCGGCCAUGGGCACCGUGGUGAAGGAGGUGGAGGCCAUGCUGCUGAACGAACCCGACGGGGACGGGACCAACUCGGCCGGGUCGUCGGCCACCGAGUUCGUCGGCGCCGGCCGGGGUCCGCCCUCGCACCCCUACAGCGACGUGGAGAUCACCGGGUCGUCCUACGCCGGCGGGGAGGGCGCGUCGGAUUACAUGCCCUACUUCGAGGUCAAGCCCAAAUAGGAUUUGUACAUUCAUUUUUCGAUUUGAUUCAAUGGUUCUUUCUUUUUUUCUCCCUCUCUUUCUCCCCCCUUUCAGCUUGUGAUCGAUGAUGAAUUGUACAUUAAUUUUGUAUAUCGUGUUGCUGUGAUGAAUCGUAAAUACUGGAUUCUUGGACAA
Lolium perenne is the source of this 3443-nucleotide messenger RNA. RefSeq names its product leucine-rich repeat receptor protein kinase HPCA1. The record is from RefSeq and is a predicted model, not a curated record. Gene Ontology annotation, molecular function: protein binding; ATP binding; protein kinase activity. Gene Ontology annotation, biological process: protein phosphorylation. Lineage: Eukaryota; Viridiplantae; Streptophyta; Magnoliopsida; Poales; Poaceae.